Chaetomium globosum CBS 148.51 is the source of this 1773-nucleotide messenger RNA. RefSeq lists its product as uncharacterized. The transcript is spliced from 3 exons. Gene Ontology annotation, cellular component: mitochondrial matrix. Gene Ontology annotation, molecular function: L-glutamate gamma-semialdehyde dehydrogenase (NAD+) activity. The coding region runs from base 1 to 1773 and encodes 590 amino acids. Lineage: Eukaryota; Fungi; Ascomycota; Sordariomycetes; Sordariales; Chaetomiaceae. The record is from RefSeq and is a predicted model, not a curated record.
AUGGCGUCGAGGCAACUUCGAGUUCUGUCACUGCCUUCAGGCAUCACAAGAGCUGCCUUCUCCGCAAGCAAACCCAGGUUACAGCACACACCCAAACUUCCAAGCACCACAAGAAUGUCGACCAUCGCAGCCUUCAAGAUCCCCAAGGUGGCCAACGAGCCAAAUCAACACUAUGCCAAGGGCUCACCGCAGAGAGCGGGCUUGACUUCGGCCCUCGAUAGCUUGCAGAAGAAGGGCACACUGGAGGUGCCGCUUGUUGUCGGCGGGAAAGAAAUCAAAACUCCUGAGACGAAGAAGCAAGCCAACCCGGCUGACCACCAGACGACCAUCGCCACAUACUCCCAAGCAUCGCCGCAGCAUGUAAGGGCCGCCAUCGACUCUGCACUGGCCGCAAAGGCCGACUGGGAGUCGUUGCCGUUUGUAGACCGCGCCGCCAUCUUCCUCAAGGCGGCCGACCUGAUCAGCACCAAGUACCGCUACGAUAUCAUGGCCGCAACAAUGCUCGGCCAAGGCAAGAACGCCUGGCAGGCCGAGAUUGAUGCCGCCGCGGAGCUCUGCGACUUCCUCCGUUUCAACGUGCAGUAUGCCGAGGAGUUAUACGCCCAGCAGCCUGCGCACAACUCACCGGGGGUGUGGAACCGGGUCGAGUACAGGCCGCUCGAGGGUUUUGUCUAUGCCGUCAGCCCCUUCAACUUCACGGCCAUCGCCGGCAACCUGCCCGGUCUCCCCGCGUUGUUGGGCAACGUCGUGGUCUGGAAGCCGAGCGAUUCUGCCAUCGCCAGCAACUGGCUCCUGUACAACAUCCUCCUCGAGGCCGGCUUGCCGCGGGACGUUGUCCAGUUCGUGCCAGGCAACCCGGAGGAGGUGACCAAGGAGGUGUUGGCACACAAGAAGUUUGCUGCGCUGCACUACACGGGCAGCACCGCCGUGUUCCGCAAGCUGUAUGGCCAGAUCGGUGCUGGCGUCGCCGAGGGCCGUUACCAGUCGUACCCGCGCAUUGUCGGCGAGACGAGUGGCAAGAACUUCCACCUGAUUCACUCGUCUGCCGACCUAGACAAUGCUGCCAUCCAAACAGUUCGCGGAGCCUUCGAGUACCAGGGCCAGAAGUGCAGCGCCACUUCGCGCGUCUACGUCCCUGCUUCCGUGUGGCCGCAGUUCAAGACGCGCAUGGUUGAGGAAACCCAAAAGCUGGCCGUUGGCAACCCCUGGGACCACAAGAACUUUGUCGGUCCCGUCAUCCACGAGGCGUCCUUUAAGAAGCUCUCGGGCGUCAUUGACGAUGCGAAGAACGACAAGGACCUUGAGUUGCUCACGGGGGGUACUUAUGACAAGUCAAAGGGCUACUUUGUGCACCCGACCAUUUACCAGGCCAAGACGCCGGACCACAAGCUCUUCUCGACGGAACUGUUCGGCCCCAUCUUGACCGCCUACGUCUACGACGAUAGCAAGGACCCCGUUGGCGCCUUUGCGAAGGCAUGCGAGUUGGUUGAUACGGCCAGCGAGUACGGCCUAACCGGGUCCGUGUUUGCGGCGGACCGUGCCGCGGUGCGUUUCGCAGAGGAGAAACUCCGCAACGCGGCAGGCAACUUCUAUAUCAACUGCAAGAGCACCGGCGCCGUAGUGGGCCAGCAGCCAUUCGGCGGGAGCCGAGCGAGUGGGACCAACGAUAAGGCGGGCAGCAUCGCGAUCCUGGGGCGGUUCGUCAGCAUGAGGAGCAUUAAGGAGGAGUUUAACGCCACUACGCAGGUGGAGUACCCCAGUAAUGAGGUUUAA